Solanum stenotomum is the source of this 2229-nucleotide messenger RNA. RefSeq lists its product as uncharacterized. Gene Ontology annotation, molecular function: zinc ion binding; transposase activity; DNA binding. Gene Ontology annotation, biological process: DNA transposition. The transcript has 5 exons. Bases 1 to 2229 code for a protein of 742 amino acids. Lineage: Eukaryota; Viridiplantae; Streptophyta; Magnoliopsida; Solanales; Solanaceae. The record is from RefSeq and is a predicted model, not a curated record.
AUGAUAAAUGAUGGGGAUACAUUGGAGGUGUAUGUUUUUCAUGGGGUUAGUGAAGCCAAUCAGGCCCCACUUGAAUUGGAGUUUGUCCCCAAUGUGAGUGAUAGUGGGUCUACUACUGUGCCUCCACCAUCUCAUUCUACUGUGACUUCUUUUUCCACUGUACCUCCUCCGUCCAUUAUGCCUCCACCCUCUCUUUCUACUGUGCCUCCUCCUUCCUCUGUACCUUCAUCUGAUCAUAUAAUAUAUAAUGAUCCAACUGAUGAUGGAGUAGAAGCUGAAUCAGGAUCUGAAGGGGAUACUAAUGAAGAUACUGAGGUUGACAGUGAUGUCCAUCAAGAGUAUAUAGAUACAAGGGCAUCCAAGAGGCAUUUCAAAAGGAGGAAGAAAACCCCAAAUAGAGUUGUGUUUGAUGCAAUUUCUGAAAAGAUUGUUUGGGAAUUAGGACUGGUUUUUGGACCUAUUGAAGAAUUUAGAGUGGCAGUGACAAGAUAUGCAGUCCAAGAACACAUUCAAGUUGAAAAAUAUGUGAAUGAGCCUGACAGAGUUAGAGUGAGAUGUUGUAAAGAGACUUGUCCUUAUUUGUUGUGUGCAAGUAAGGAUAAAACUAGUGGAGAUGUCAUUGUUAAAACAUACAACGUUGUCCAUAAAUGUUUGACAUCAACUCAUAACUAUCUUUGCAACUCAAAGUUUUUGGCCACCAAAUACAAAGAAAGAAUAACUCAACAGCUAAACAUCAGCAUUGUGUUGUUGAAGGACAUUAUUAGAAAGGAGUUGGAUAUUAAUGUUGGUAGGACAACAAUGAGAAGAGCUAGGAAUAGAGUGUUACAAGAGAUCAUGGGUGAUCACAUUAUGGAGUAUGGUAAGAUUUUUUAUUAUAAAGAUAAAAUUUUAAGGAGUAAUCCAGGUAGUACUUGUGUAGUGAAGGUUGGAAAAGAAGAUGAAACUGGGCAGAAAUUUUUUGAAGGAUUUUAUGUUUGCUUCAAUGCUUUAAAGAAAGCAUUUUUUGGAGGUGCUAGGAGGUUGAUUGGUUUUGAUGGGUGUUUUCUCAAAGGUGUCUGUAAAGGCCAGUUGUUAGUGGCAGUUUGUAGAGAUGGAAACAACCAAAUGCUGCCUAUUGCUUGGGCAGUUGUUGAGGUUGAGAAUCAGUUUACCUGGACAUGGUUUCUUGAACUAGUGAAGAAUGAUCUUGACCUUGGAGAAGGGCAUCAACUAUCCAUCAUUACUGAUAUGCAAAAGGGACUAGAAAUUGCCGUUGAAAAUGUAUUGCCACUGGUUGAACAUAGAAAAUGUGCAAGACAUGUUCUUGCAAAUUGGUGUAAAAACUGGAAAGGAGUUGAAAGAAGAAGAGUGUUUUGGAGGAUUGCUAAAUCCACAUUUGAAGCUGAGAUGAAGGAUAAUAUACAGGCAAUGAAGAAAUUAGGACAAGAAUGUUUGGAUGAUCUUUUAUGGUAUAACUUGAAUACAUGGUGCAAGAAGUUUUUUCAAGACUAUAGCAAAUGUGAUGUUGUGGACAACAAUAUGGCCGAAAGCUUUAAUGCUUGGAUACUGCCUGUAAGGUAUAAAAUAAUAAUCACAAUGCUUGAGGAGAUAAGGGUGAAGAUGAUUAAAAGAAUUGGUGAUUUGAGAGAGUUCUCAAACACUUGGAUCACUGAUAUAUCUCCUAUGUCUUUGAAGAUUUUGCAAGAAAAUAUUGAAAAGUCUAUACAAUGUAACUUGACUUGGAAUGGAGAAAGAGGUUUUGAGAUUAAACAUCAUGGAUUUACACAUAUGAUGGACAUUGUUAGUGGGAGUUGUAGUUGCAAAUCUUGGCAGCUCAGGGGCAUUCCUUGUCCUCAUGGUGUUGCUGCCCUUCAUUACAAAGAGUUGGAACCAAUCCAUUAUGUGGCUAGUUGUUAUAGCAAGGAAACGUACCUCAGCACAUAUGCCCAUUUUAUUCAGCCAAUGAAUAACAUAAAAAUAUGGCCAACAUCAAAUAAUCCAAUAGUAAAACCACCAAAGAUCAAGAAGUUGCCUGGAAGACCAGGUAAAGUUAGAAGAAAGGAGGCAAAUGCAAGUAGAAAAACUGGAAAGCUUAGCAAAAAAGGUGUUGUUAUGACUUGUAGCAAAUGUGGUACACAUGGACACAAUAAAAGAGAAUGUCCUACAAGUAAUCAAGCUGGUCCAAGUCAAUCAACUGAACCAUCUUCUCAAGCACAUGCUACUGAAAGUGGUAGAGGAAGAGGCACAUGA